AGGAAGCGUUUUACAUAAGAUCUAGGGGCAGAGAUCUACAGAGAAGGGCAUCGUUCUAAUGCAGGUCAGUCAGAAAGUUCUAAUUCGAGUUGAAUUAAUGAAAUCAUCUGGGUUGACUGCAUACGGAGUUGAAGAAACUGCACGUUCUUGAACCGGGUCUGAACAAUGGAGACUGCACCAGCAAAAACGCUACAGAAAAGGCAAGUUAUCUUUCUUGCUAUAUUGUUGCUUUUGUGGGAGGCUGGCAUUGAAGCAGUUAGGUACUCCAUGCCAGAAGAAACAGAAAGUGGGUCUUUUGUGGCCAACUUGGCAAAAGACCUGGGGCUCAGGGUUGGGGAACUGGCCACUCGGGGAGCGCGAAUCCAUUACAAAGGAAACAAACAGCUCUUGCAGCUGGAUGUAAAGACCGGGAAUUUGCUUCUAUAUGAAAAACUGGACCGGGAGGUGCUAUGUGGGGCGACGGAUCCCUGUAUACUGCAUUUCCAGCUAUUACUGGAAAACCCGGUGCAGUUUUUUCAAGCUGAUCUGCAGCUCACAGAUAUAAAUGAUCAUUCCCCAGAGUUCCUAGAGAGGGAAAUGCUUCUAAAAAUCCCAGAAAACGUCCAGACAGGAACUGUGUUUCCUUUGAAAAUAGCUCAGGACUUUGACAUAGGUAGCAACAGUAUUCAGAACUACACAAUCAGCCCCAACUCUCAUUUUCAUGUUGUCACUCAUAAUCGUGGAGACGGUAGAAAAUACCCAGAGCUGGUGCUGGACAAAACGCUGGAUCGGGAGGAGCUGCCUGAGCUCAGUUUAACCCUCACUGCGCUGGAUGGUGGGGCUCCACCCAGAUCCGGGACCACCGCAGUCCACAUUGAAGUCGCCGACAUCAAUGACAACGCCCCUGAGUUUUUACAGUCGGUCUAUGAGGUACAGAUUCCGGAGAACAGCCCCCUAAACUCCUUAGUUGUCUCUGUCUCCGCCCGAGAUUUAGAUUCAGGAACGAAUGGGAAUGUAGCCUACGCUCUAUUCCAAGGUGAUGAAGUUACUCAACCAUUUGUAAUAGAUGAAAUAAGAGGAGAAAUUCGUUUGAAAGGGGCAUUGGAUUUCGAGGCAACUCGAUAUUAUAACUUGGAAAUUGCAGCCACAGACGGCGGGGGCCUUUCAGGAAAAUGCACUGUAGCUAUAGAGGUUAUGGAUGUAAACGACAACAUCCCUGAACUGACCAUGUCGACGCUCACCAGCUCUACUCCAGAAAACUCCCCAGAGACUGUGGUGGCGGUUUUCAGUGUUUCCGAUCCAGAUUCCGGGGACAACGGUAGGAUGGUCUGCUCCAUCCAGAAUGAUUUCCCCUUUCUCUUGAAACCCACAUUCAAAAACUUUUACACCCUAGUGACCGAGAGGCCACUGGACAGAGAGAGCAGAGCCGAAUACAACGUCACCAUCACCGUCACAGAUAUGGGGACCCCCAGGCUGAAAACCGAGCACAACAUAACCGUGCGGGUGUCCGACGUCAACGACAACGCCCCCGCCUUCACCCAGACCGCCUACACCCUGCGGGUGCGCGAGAACAACAGCCCCGCCCUGCACAUCGGCAGCGUCAGCGCCACAGACAGAGACGCGGGCGCCAACGCCCAGGUCACCUACUCGCUGCUGCCGCCCCACGACCCGCACGUGCCCCUCGCCUCCCUGGUGUCCGUCAACCCGGACAACGGCCACCUGUUCGCCCUGAGGUCGCUGGACUACGAGGCCCUGCGGGCCUUCGAGUUCCGCGUGGGCGCCGCCGACCGCGGCUCGCCGCCGCUCAGCAGCCAGGCGCUGGUGCGCGUGCUCGUGGAGGACGCCAACGACAACGCGCCCUUCGUGCUGCACCCGCUGCAGAACGCCUCGGCGCCCUGCACCGAGCUGGUGCCCAGGGCGGCCGAGGCGGGCUACCUGGUGACCAAGGUGGUGGCGGUGGACGGCGACGCGGGCCAGAACGCCUGGCUGUCGUACCAGCUGCUCAAGGCCACGGAGCCCGGGCUGUUCGGCGUGUGGGCGCACAACGGCGAGGUGCGCACGGCCCGGCCGCUGAGCGAGCGCGACGCGGCCAAGCAGCGGCUGGUGGUGCAGGUCAAGGACAACGGCGAGCCGCCGCUGUCGGCCAGCGUCACGCUGCACGUGCUGCUGGUGGACGGCUUCUCGCAGCCCUACCUGCCGGCCCCGGAAGCGGAAGCGGCGGACGCGGGCCCGGCCGACCCGCUCACCGUCUACCUGGUGGUGGCCUUGGCGUCGGUGUCGUCGCUCUUCCUCUUCUCGGUGCUGGUGUUCGUGGCGGUGCGGCUGUGCAGGAGGGGCGGGGCGGCCUCGGUGGGCCGCCGCUCGGUGCCCGAGGGCCACUUUCCGGGCCAGCUGGUGGACGUCAGCGGCACGGGGACCCUGUCCCAGAGCUACCAGUACGAGGUGUGUCUGCGGGGAGGUACUGGGACCAGCGAGUUCAAGUUUCUGAAACCAGUUCUCCUCAACCUCCGGUCCCAGGGCGCUGGUGAAGAAAAAGAGGAACACGUCAACUUCCGGAAUAGCUUUGGAUUCAAAUAGAGAUCUCAUCAUGAUGCAGGGUAUUUUGUCAUUUAUCUCUAAAUAUAUGACGCUUAUUUAUUUACAGCGUGUCAUUCCAAAUCCUUGCAUGCUGUUGAUUUUCCUGAAAUUUUUGCUCCUUCCGUUGAUACUUGUUGGAAUGAACUGUCUUAAUAAGAUAUUUUCUCCAUAUUCAUUCUGUUUCAUCACAUUCUCUUUAUCUGAUGCUAAAUAGCAAAAAUUAAAAAUGUUUACAUAAUAUUCAUUUUGUUUUCAAAGGAAUACAUGCAUGUAACAUAAAAUAUGUGGGAAAAACAGGAUGAAAACCAACACUUCUAUUUACACUUCUUUCCUAGCUUUCAUCCUACUGGCAUAUAAUUUUUAAACGAAUUUUUUUUUAAUUAUACAUACAGAAAAGUGAACAAAUCCUCAAUACUGUAUUUUCAGAAAGUGAACGUACUUGGUAUCAGCAUCUUGAAGAAAUGAAACAUUAUUAGCAUCCCAGGUGCCACAGAAAUUACCCCUUAAAAUCACUGCCAGCUCAAGUAUAACAAAUAUCUCAAUUUCCAAUACCAUAGUUCAGUUUUGCCUGUUUUGAAUUUACAUAAAUGGAAUAGUGGAGUGUGUACUGUUUUGCAUCUGGCGUCUUUAACUCAACAAUAUGUUUAUGACGUUUAUCCACAAUACUGCUUUUAAUUUUAAUUCUUCAUUCUUGUUGCUGUAUCAUAUUCUACUGUAUGGAUAUUUCACAAUUUAUUACCCAUCCUACUGUAUGUGGAUAUUUGGGUUGAUGCAACGUUUGGCUGUUUGAAUAAUGCUGCUAUAAACAUUCUCCUACACAUCCUUCAACAUACAUGUAUACGCAUUUCUGUUGGGUAUACACCUCGGGGUGGAACUGCUACUCAUUUAGUAAGUGCAUGUCCACUUUUAGUAGAUAUUUCCAAAUAGUUUUCCAAAAUGGUUGUACCAGUUUACAUUGCUAUCAGCAGAGUCUGGAUAUACCAGUUCUUCAUCGUUCUUGCCAACACCUGGUAUUAUCUACUUUGGAAAGCACUUUUAAACCUUCAUUUUCUAGCUUUUUAAAUACUUUCUUAUCACUAAAGAAUAUGCUUGUAACUUUUUCAAAAGCUUUAAACAAUUAAUUUCAUGCUAUUGUUGUUUGGUAUCCAGUAUACUUAAAAUUUCUCUCAUCCAUCCUUGACAUAUAGCUAUCUCACUAUUUUCUGGUACUUCUCUGCUCAAACUGAAACCUCCAUUUAUUGUUCCACUAACAACAGUUUCUUUUGAUUUUCUUGUGUGAAAGAAACUAAUAGAAUUCUUAUUUUUUCCUGUUACUUGUUUCUCCCUUAUACUUCCAAACUUCUCAACAAUGAGCUUUUACUUCUAUAUAGUCAGGGUUAAUGACACACUCUACAACUGUAGCUAAGCGUUCCUUGUUUUGUCUAUAGAUGUUUUAAAACCUGAAAAGCAAUAUAAAAAUUUUACUUUUAAUGACCAUAUAAAUUAUGUGUGCACUACAGGUAAAGAUCACUAGGAACGCAUUAUAUCAGAACAAAGUUGGGUUUACUGACUUAUAAUGAGGGAGACUGCACACCAUGGGGAACCAUGGGUCAACUCAGUAACAAUGCCCUACCAAGGAGUUAGAGGAUUUGGGUUUAUGCUAGGUGAUUUGUGGUAGAGUUCAAGAAUGUCUCCUUCUUUCCUUUUCUCUCUUUUUUUUUUAAUUCCUUCCCUUCGCUACAGUAUAUCCUCAGGUGGCUUCUUAAGAGAAGGUGCACAAAAAUAAACUUUGUGUCUCUGCAUGUCUGAAAAUACAUUUGGUUUUCAUUUCCACUUCAUCAAUCUCAUAUAUUGCUUAUGUCAUUCAAUGUCAUACAUUCUAACAAUUCAUGCCUUUUCAUAUCUGGGAUUAUUUUAUCUCUAGUAUUAUUUCCUUAAUAAUUGCAUUCCUAACUUUAGCUUGUUAUUUUUUUUCUAAGUCUUAUACUUGUUGGAUAUUGAACAUUUUAAAUUGUUUCUCUAUGUUUCUUAUAUUUCUCGUUUAUUUUACAUCUUUGGUUUUUCCUCUACAUCCUCACUUAAAAUUGGUACCUCACUUUGAGUAUUUUUAUUGAAUUUUUAAUUUUGAUGGCAUAUUUAAAUCCCUAAGAGUUUUCUUAUUAUCUGAUUGUAUCUGUUCCAUAAUAGCACUUGGGAUUUUCAAAGUUCACUUUAUUUCCUGAAUGAUCUGUUUUCUGGAAGUUGCAUUUCUCUUUUUGUGUUUUUGUGUCAUUUGUGGUUUUCAUAUGUCUGGUGGUAGCAUAUCUGUUCAUAUGUAAGAAAAAUAAACUGAGUAGCUGGUGUGUAGCAAUUGCUGUUUGGUUAAGUCGUCUCUGCUUCUUUUUAUUCAAGAUUUUUAAUGUGGACCAUUUUUUAAGUCUUUAUUAAAUUUGUUACAAUAUUGCUUCUGUUUUAUGGUUAGAUUUUUUGGUGGUGAGGCAUGUUGGAUGUUAGAUCCUCUACCAAGGAUGGAACCCCCAUCCCCUGCAUUGGAAAGCAAAAUCUAACCUCUGGACAACCAGGGAAGUCCCAAGUCUUCUCUGCUUUUGUGUGAUAAGGUGGUCUGCACCCAGGUUUCUGUCCUGAGUGGAAAUUCUUACACCAUGCUCCAUGUGAGGCAGUGCAGAGCCAGGUUUAUAAACUAUCAGACUUGACUCUAAGUGGCAUUAUGAUGAAUGGACAAAGAACUCUUUUGGGGAUGUGGCCCUGCAAGUGUCAGGAUACAAAGGUUUUAUGCUGGGAUUCCUAAAAUCUCCACUAAAAUAUCCUAGUGUUCUCCAAAAAAAAAUCCUUUUAUUUCUUUAGAAAUGAGCCUUAAUGUUAUUGAGUCUGGAGGGAAAUUAAUAAUUAUUAAAAUUAUGUUACAUACAAUGUAUUAUUAUUAUUGCCAUUAUACACUUUCUCUGCACUUUAGUGUUUUCUAAAUUCUUUACACAUAUCUCAUUUAAUCCCCAAAAUAAUGGUACAAUUGGUAUGCCAAUCUUAGAGAUGAACAAACUGGACAUACAGAGUAACUUGCCCAAGUCUUCCUAGCCACUAUGUGGUGGAAUCAGGAUUUGAGUCCAGUCAGCCUGACCCCAAAGACAUUACUUUUUGUUUUUACUUUUUUCUAUUUUGAAAUCUAUUAAACAUUCCAAAAAGUGUAUACAAUGUAUAUGUGCAACUUAAUAAAAUGUUCAUCACCCAGCUUAAGAAUUAGAACAAUGCCAAGACCUUGGAAAUCCCUGUGUGCUUCCACCAUAACAUCUUCCACCCUCAUUAAA
This is a messenger RNA of Hippopotamus amphibius kiboko, 5837 nucleotides long. RefSeq names its product protocadherin beta-5-like. The transcript has a single exon. The record is from RefSeq and is a predicted model, not a curated record. Gene Ontology annotation, molecular function: calcium ion binding. Gene Ontology annotation, biological process: homophilic cell-cell adhesion. Gene Ontology annotation, cellular component: plasma membrane. The coding region runs from base 166 to 2556 and encodes 796 amino acids. NCBI's taxonomy places the organism in Eukaryota, Metazoa, Chordata, Mammalia, Artiodactyla, Hippopotamidae.